Cercocebus atys (sooty mangabey) is the source of this 1906-nucleotide messenger RNA. RefSeq names its product cytochrome P450 26A1 (gene CYP26A1). Gene Ontology annotation, molecular function: iron ion binding; oxidoreductase activity, acting on paired donors, with incorporation or reduction of molecular oxygen; heme binding. The transcript is spliced from 7 exons. The coding region runs from base 221 to 1714 and encodes 497 amino acids. NCBI's taxonomy places the organism in Eukaryota, Metazoa, Chordata, Mammalia, Primates, Cercopithecidae. The record is from RefSeq and is a predicted model, not a curated record. Gene Ontology annotation, biological process: sterol metabolic process.
CCUCUGCCUCGGCGCGGAACAAACGGUUAAAGAUUUUGGGCAGCGCCUCGCGGGGGGAGGAGCCAGGGGCCCAAUCCGCAAUUAAAGAUGAACUUUGGGUGAACUAAUUGUCUGACCAAGGUAACGUGGGCAGCAACCUGGGCCGCCUAUAAAGCGGCCGCGCCGUGGGGUUUGGAGCGCUGGCGGCGGCGGCAGGUGGCGCGGGAGGUCGCGGCGCGCCAUGGGGCUCCCGGCGCUGCUGGCCAGUGCGCUCUGCACCUUCGUGCUGCCGCUGCUGCUCUUCCUGGCUGCGAUCAAGCUCUGGGACCUGUACUGCGUGAGCGGCCGCGAUCGCAGUUGUGCCCUCCCAUUGCCCCCCGGGACUAUGGGCUUCCCCUUCUUUGGGGAAACCUUGCAGAUGGUACUGCAGCGGAGGAAGUUCCUGCAGAUGAAGCGCAGGAAAUACGGCUUCAUCUACAAGACGCAUCUGUUCGGGCGGCCCACCGUGCGGGUGAUGGGCGCGGACAAUGUGCGGCGCAUCUUGCUCGGAGAGCACCGGCUGGUGUCGGUCCACUGGCCAGCGUCGGUGCGCACCAUUCUGGGAUCUGGCUGCCUCUCUAACCUGCACGACUCCUCGCACAAGCAGCGCAAGAAGGUGAUUAUGCGGGCCUUCAGCCGCGAGGCACUCGAGUGCUACGUGCCGGUGAUCACCGAGGAAGUGGGCAGCAGCCUGGAGCAGUGGCUGAGCUGCGGCGAGCGCGGCCUCCUGGUCUACCCCGAGGUGAAGCGCCUCAUGUUCCGAAUAGCCAUGCGCAUCCUACUGGGCUGCGAACCCCAACUGGCCGGCGACGGGGACGCCGAGCAGCAGCUUGUGGAGGCCUUCGAGGAAAUGACCCGCAAUCUCUUCUCACUGCCCAUCGACGUGCCCUUCAGCGGGCUGUACCGGGGCAUGAAGGCACGGAACCUCAUUCACGCGCGCAUCGAGCAGAACAUUCGCGCCAAGAUCUGUGGGCUGCGGGCAUCCGAGGCGGGCAGGGGCUGCAAAGACGCGCUGCAGCUGUUGAUCGAGCACUCGUGGGAGAGGGGAGAGCGGCUGGACAUGCAGGCACUAAAGCAAUCUUCAACCGAACUCCUCUUCGGAGGACACGAAACCACGGCCAGUGCAGCCACAUCUCUGAUCACUUACCUGGGGCUCUACCCACAUGUUCUCCAGAAAGUGCGAGAAGAGCUGAAGAGUAAGGGUUUACUUUGCAAGAGCAAUCAAGACAACAAGUUGGACAUGGAAAUUUUGGAACAACUUAAAUACAUCGGGUGUGUUAUUAAGGAGACCCUUCGACUGAAUCCCCCAGUUCCAGGAGGGUUUCGGGUUGCUCUGAAGACUUUUGAGUUAAAUGGAUACCAGAUUCCCAAGGGCUGGAAUGUUAUCUACAGUAUCUGUGAUACUCAUGAUGUGGCAGAGAUCUUCACCAACAAGGAAGAAUUUAAUCCUGACCGAUUCAUGCUGCCUCACCCAGAGGAUGCAUCCAGGUUCAGCUUCAUUCCAUUUGGAGGAGGCCUUAGGAGCUGUGUUGGCAAAGAAUUUGCAAAAAUUCUUCUCAAAAUAUUUACAGUGGAGCUGGCCAGGCAUUGUGACUGGCAGCUUCUAAAUGGACCUCCUACAAUGAAAACCAGUCCCACCGUGUAUCCUGUGGACAAUCUCCCUGCAAGAUUCACCCAUUUCCAUGGGGAAAUCUGAUGAGCUUGAAUGCUCAAACCUCAGACUUAUUUCAAGUGUACAUAUGAGUUUUUAAGGAGUGUUGUGUUGACUUUAUAUUUAAUUUCUAAAUGUAUAUUAUAAUAUUUAUGUGUUUUGACUAUAUUACCACAAUCUUUAAAUAUUAAAAUAAUGAAUUUGUAUUAUUUCCAAAUAAAGUAAAAUUUGAAGGUA